Molecule: messenger RNA, 510 nt
Organism: Medioppia subpectinata
Lineage: Eukaryota; Metazoa; Arthropoda; Arachnida; Sarcoptiformes; Oppiidae
Source: the annotation of a GenBank genome assembly
GCAAACCAUGUGUUGAAAGUGAAACAAACCGAUCGUUUUGUUAUUAAAAUCUAUUAUAAUAAUUAAAGUAAUUGUAAUCAAAAAGCCCUAAACACAAGUCCGUAAUGUCUUCAGCGGUCGUGAGAUUCACCGAAUCGCUGAAACUCCUGAGGAAUAUAUCGCAUGAAUUGCGAAAGACCUUAAACAAGGACAAUGUGAACGUGAAGAACAACGAUAUGAUGGUCUAUAUAGUGGAUCAAUAUAGACGGCACGACACCACCGACCAGCGGGUCUGUCGACCGACUCAUGAGUUGCAAUACAUGGCCGACACUUAUCACUCGUAUUUGAAUAGUAGCCGACAUUAUCGGCAAAUCUAUGACCAGUUUUACAGCAAAGGCGAACUCACGGCCGACCAAACGGCACAUAUGCUAGGCUUUAAAAUGCCCGAAAAGUAUGAGAAAUGAAUGGUAGCGUCACUUCUUAGAUACCUGUCGUAUAUUACAAGACAUUUAUGUUUUUAGUCAAUUGCCC